AUGGCCGAGAUAUUCUUCUCCUCAGACAUCGCGGAUAAUGUGAAGGGGAAGGUGGUUGUCAUGACAGGUGGUGCGCAAGGAAUUGGCGCAGCAACGGUUUCCCUAUUAUACGAGAGAGGCGCUCAUGUUUACUUCGGCGACGUGGACGAUGUCAAGGGCCAUCAGAUGGUCAGUCAUAUCCAGUCAAGCAUACCGCAUAGCAGCGGAUCGGUACAUUUCCAGAAACUCGACGUCCGCAACUACAGCGAACAACUUCAGCUCUUCAAGACACCUUAUGAAGAACGAGGUCAUGUCGAUAUCGCAAUAUCAUGCGCUGCCAUUGUAGAACCUAAUGAAUGGUUUGGGCCAGACCAACUUACCCUCGAGGCGGUCAUGACGGAACCCCAGCCGCUCAAGAAUACUAUCGACAUCAACCUCACAAGCGUUGUUCUCUUUUGUCGAUUAGCAAUUGCCUUUAUGAAGGCAGACAAAGGACAGGCCAACUUGAAGGGCUUCUCCAAGUCCAUUGUCUUACUCUCCUCUAUCGCUGGAAUAACUGAAGCCGCAGGUCUCUUCGCCUACAGCGCUUCAAAGCAUGGCAUUAUAGGACUAAUGAGAUCCUUACGGGCGCUGGCUUCAACAAAGUACAGCAUCCGCAUCAACGCCGUGUGUCCCUGGGCAACAGACACGCAGAUGAUCGAUAACGUCCGCUCGAUCUGGGACAAGCAUCAUCUUCCAUUGAAUGCACCUAAUGAUGUUGCGCAGUUUAUCACUCAGCUGGCAACUGACAAGUCGUUGAGUGGGAAGUCUGUGCUGGUCGCUGGUGGCAGAGGAUUUGAUACAGAGGAAGGCAUUGAUAGGACAAUGUCUGAGUGGUUUGGACCUCUUACGGAAGAGUUCUGGCGCGGACAAAAGGCCUUUGGGACGGGUGAUCAAUGGUCUGAUAUCUGA
Molecule: messenger RNA, 930 nt
Organism: Fusarium fujikuroi IMI 58289
Lineage: Eukaryota; Fungi; Ascomycota; Sordariomycetes; Hypocreales; Nectriaceae
Product: related to NADPH-dependent beta-ketoacyl reductase (rhlG)
Exons: 3
Coding region: 1-930 (309 amino acids)
Cellular component (GO): cytoplasm
Molecular function (GO): oxidoreductase activity, acting on the CH-OH group of donors, NAD or NADP as acceptor
Source: RefSeq, a predicted model, not a curated record